Messenger RNA from Momordica charantia (bitter melon), 1065 nucleotides. NCBI's taxonomy places the organism in Eukaryota, Viridiplantae, Streptophyta, Magnoliopsida, Cucurbitales, Cucurbitaceae. The record is from RefSeq and is a predicted model, not a curated record.
AUGGAUUAUGAAGAAACAUUUGCCCAUGUUGCAAAAAUGACGACUGUCUGCACUAUGAUUGCAGUGGCCUCUAUUCGUCAAUGGAGAAUAUUUCAAAUGGAUAUUAAGAAUGUCUUUUUAAAUGGUGACCUUUAUGAAGAAGUUUAUAUGACUCCUCCUCCCAAUGUCGCCCACCAGUCUGGUGAAGUUUGUAGGCUUUGCAAAGUACUUUAUGGGCUCAAACAAGCACCUCGUGCUUGGUUUGAGAAGUUUUCCACAGUUAUUACUUCAUUUGAUUUUAUCCCUAGUCAUCAUGAUUCCGCAUUGUUUGUCAAAUGUACCAGUUUAGGUCGUAUUUUUUUGUCAUUGUAUGUUGACGACAUGAUCAUUACUAGUGAUGAUUCUGAUGGAAUAGAAUUUUUAAAAUCUGAGCAAUCUUGUUGUUCUGCUAUGAAAGACUUGGGUAUGCUGCGCUACUUUCUCAGCAUUGAGGUUGCUUAUUAUCCAAAAGGUUAUCUCUUAUCUCAAUCAAAGACUGUUGAUACUCCCCUUGAGCCCAAUGCCCGAUAUUCUCCGUUGGAUGGGAUUCCUUUGUCGGAUUUCAAUUUAUAUCGUACUAUUGUUGGGAGUUUGGUCUAUCUUACUGUAACUCGUCCAGACAUUGCACAUGUUGUUCAUAUGAGUCUUUUGUUUCCUUCCACAUCAUCUUUAGACUUGCGUGCUUACUCUGAUGCUGAUUGGGCUGGUGAUCUUACCGAUCGCAAGUCGACCACUGGAUUCUGUAUUUUCCUUGGUGAUUCACUUAUUUCAUGGAAGAGUAAGAAACAAGAUGUUAUUUCUCGAUCUUCUACAGAAGCUGAGUAUCGUGCCAUGGCUUCGACUACUUGUGAAAUUGUUUGGUUACGUUGGCUACUUGCAGAUAUGGGCAUUUAUCUUCAUCAUCCUACUCCCUUAUAUUGUGACAAUCAAAGUGUGAUUCAGAUUGCGCGCAAUUCGAUUGCUGAUAUGUUUACUAAGGCACACUCCGCUUCGCGCUUUCGUUUUUUAUCUGACAAACUCUCAAUGCUUAUAGUUGUAGCAUCGUGA